UCGUUCUCCCGGAAACUUACUUUCACGUGAAGCUUGUAACCCCUACAUCGCAGCGAUCCGUGUUCUUCCUCAAUUUUCCAAAGAUGCCUACCACAAACCAACAGAGCGAUGAAUUUCAACAAUUUCUUGACCAGAAUCAGUAUUCUAGCAACAGUAUUUUGCGUUACGAGAAAAUUUUCGGACGAGGUUUUGUAAGCACUGGAGGUCUUGAAACAACAGAGGAAAUUGUAGCAAUGCUCACCUUAAAACCUGGUCAAAAAGUUCUUGAUGUUGGUUGUGGAAUAGGAGGAUCUGGUUUCUACAUGGUGAAGAAUUUUAAAGUGGAAGUAUUGGGUGUUGACUUGUCUCGGAAUAUGAUCGACAUCGGAAAACAGAGAGCCAAGGAAUUCAAAGACGACAAGGUUGAAUUUGCAGUUGCUGACAUAACAACAGCAGAUUAUGCCCCAGAAUCCUUUGAUGUCAUUUACAGUAGAGACACAAUUCUUCACAUUGCAGAUAAAGAAGCCUUGUUUAAGAACUUCUUGAAAUGGUUGAAGCCUGGUGGAGAGCUUCUUAUUUCUGACUACUGCCGCGGUGCUAAUGAAUUGUCUGAGCAGAUGAAAGCAUAUGUUGCUAAGCGACAUUAUAACCUUCUGACUCCAGCAGAUUAUGGAAAGCUUCUUGAGAAAGUUGGUUUUGUUGAUGUAAAAGCAAUAGACAACACCGAGAGAUUUGUGGAAGUUCUUCGGUCAGAGAGGAAAAGAUUUGAAACAGACAAGGAAAUUUUCUUGAAGGAUUUCAAAAAGGAAGAUUUUGAAUACCUCGUUGAAGACUGGGAGACAAAGAUUGACCGCUGUGGCCGUGGAGACCAAAAAUGGGGUCUAUUCCAUGCAAAGAAAUCUUCUUAAAUCAUUUGUCGCACACAUCACGCUAAAGCUGCUUUUCAGAAUCGUACAAGGAAUCAUAUCAAAUCUUUUAUGACAAAUAAUCAAAUCUUUCAGGUGCUUCAUUUUUAUUUAAUAGAUAAGCACCUACAUGCCCGCUUCCCGUGAACUAUUUUGUCUUCAACAAUUAAAUAAAAAAAGGUAAUAAAUUGGGUGGUGUUUCUA
Messenger RNA from Stylophora pistillata, 1088 nucleotides. RefSeq lists its product as uncharacterized. NCBI's taxonomy places the organism in Eukaryota, Metazoa, Cnidaria, Anthozoa, Scleractinia, Pocilloporidae. The record is from RefSeq and is a predicted model, not a curated record.